CUUAUUUCACUGCAUUCAACAUUGGUCUUCAGAGCAGGGUGUCGGUUUUUAAAAAGAGCGAAUAGUUCAGAGCGAACUCAUUAAAAAUAUUGAAAUUUAGUGUCAAUAUCCGUCCGAAAAAAUCCGAUUCUCGCCUUUGGGUUUUUAAAAAGUGCUAGUUUGUGAUUAUUGUGUGUGGAAUCUUAAUUGUUUGAGAAAAAUUCGCAGUACAGCUUUAUAAGGUUCCGUCAAAUUAAAAUAAGAAGAAUGAAACGUCGCGAACUCCCUAACGAAGACCACAUUUCGGUAAAUUCGGGUUGACGGUGCAAUACGGCCAAAAUAAACGGUAUAAUUCGACAAUUAACGGAUAAUGGCGACAACGGCUCGCAGGCGAGACCCCGACGAUGAUAUUGCUGCCAUUGCUAAGCAAAUUUCGGACCAAGCUGAGGCUAUUUAUCAAAAUUGGAAAUCGAGAGGAUUAGGGCCGGCUGAUCUUCUGACGUGUCAUGCUGCAGGCGAUACCAGCAAAUUGGGGUCGAUGCUGAAGCCUCAGCCUCCAUCGAAACCAGCCUCCUUGGACAUAUUGGCGCAGGCGCCCACCAUGGACAACAACAGGCUGGAGAAGCUCGUGAAGAACUUCGUCGAUGAAGACAAAGCUCGAAUAGCCGCGGCCCGAAACAAAUUAUCGCCGGUGACGUCACCGUCCGGCAAGAUGCCUUCCAGUAUCCAGUACGCGUUGCAGAAGUUCGAAAAAGGAGUCAGCCAGACGGACGGUGGAGUGGGGCUGAGUGAUAGUGGCAGUGGGGGUAGUUAUCUUAGGAAAACGGCGACGUUACCAGGAAGAAAAAUCGGUAGUGGGGGUGCGAGUAAUGGUGGAGUGGGGGGGAUGAAUGGGGGAACUGUUCCGGGAGUAGGGGUGAAUAGUUAUGCAACGACCAACAAUUCUGUUCAGCACCAGGCCAAACCAGUUAUCGGCCAAAAACCUCAAAUAUCGCCGAAACCUCGUCUAACCGAAACCAUCGAAAUGACGUUACCGCCGGAUCUGAUUACAAGCGGUCUACAAACGUGGCCGCUCAAAAAUCGCGUCAUAAAUACCGACGCGGUGAAAAAAUCGGCGGGCGAGAAUCACGUAGUGGGCGUGGAGAACAACGCGCGGGGCGGAUACACACCGGCGAAGAAAACGACGACGGGCGUGGAGAAUCACGUCGGGGGCGGGUACCAGAACGUGAAAAAGUUGAACGGCGACGGUGGGGAUGGGCGUGUCGCCGGCGGGUACCACAAACCGGAACCGUCUUCUGUUACAAUUGAUCAAGUUGCUUUGGAGGAAAAAAGGCUUAUAAACGCUCUCAAAAACGGUGAAAUCGUUAGCGAUGAACCCGUUCGGACGUUAGGAAAAUUAAAUAGGGAUAUUACGCCAAUAAAACAACCGCCUUCUACCAAAGAACCACCGCCUCCGGAGAAAUUAGUAGAACCUUCGUUACCUAUCAUCGCACCAAUAUCUACUUCUACUGUGACAUCGGCAGCUACAAAAUGGGGCCUGCGCAGUAACUCUCGACGACCUGAACAGCAGGUACCCCAUCCAGAACUGACAACUACCCAAAGGCAGCACCUGCGACAGUCUGCAGCUUCCAAUCCGGUGCGACCAUUUUUAACGCGUGGUUCGGUCGCCGAAAGGGUGCUCAUAUUCGAAAGGUGUCCCAGCGAUUUGCUCUUGGACAAAAGGGCUAGAACGCCAGCUCCGCAGAUCUCCAAAGUUUUGCCGAUAUCGAAACAACAGCCUCCUCAACAUACCACGCUUCAGAGGCAUGUGAAAGCACACCGGAAUGUCAAUAUACCAAGGUUUCACUAUCCGUCGGGGAAACCUUGUUCUCCUGGACAUCUGGAAGCUAUCAAAGCAAAGGUGACCGCAGCUUUUACAAAAAUUGGCGAAAGGGCUUCCAGGGAACAUUUCGGAUCACUUACUCAAGCUACUCAACUGCCCCUUUAUUGGAAAACACCACUGUAUUUGGCCGCUUGCGCGGAUAAAGGCAGCUGUACGAUGGAACAGUUCAUGAUUUUCUGGCAAAACAUGUCUUCGCAGUGCCACGACGCACCAAGUCGCUUCAUAUACAUACUCACCAGAGGACGCCGUAGUUGGCUGGCUCCAGAAGAUUUCAUCCCUUUGGUUCAGGACGUCGUCGAAACUCAUCCAGGUCUAACCUUCCUCAAAGAAGCCACCGAAUUUCACUCGAGAUACGUUCAUACCGUCAUAGCUAGGAUUUAUUACUGUGUCAAUAGGUCUUGGUCAGGAAAAAUUACGAUAUCAGAAUUGAGGCGCGCGAAUUUGCUCAACAUCAUCCAGUUGCUCGAAGAUGAAGAAGACAUCAAUCAGAUCACUCAAUACUUUAGUUACGAACAUUUCUACGUUAUUUACUGUAAAUUUUGGGAGCUAGAUAGAGACCAUGAUCUGUUCAUUGACAAACAUGAUCUCACCAGACACAAUGAUCACGCUCUUUCCACCCGAAUCAUUGACCGAAUUUUUUCGGGCUGUGUCACGAGAGGUCACAAGAAACACCAAGACGAAAGGAUGUCAUACACCGAUUUCGUAUGGUUCCUCCUUAGCGAAGAAGAUAAGUUGCAUCCGACUGCCAUUGAGUAUUGGUUCAGGUGUAUGGACCUGGACGGUGAUGGAUAUCUUUCAAUGUACGAAUUGGAGUAUUUCUAUGACGAACAGAUGCACCGGAUGGAAUCUAUCGGUAUCGAAACGUUGCCUUUUCAAGACUGCCUUUGCCAAAUGUUGGACAUGGUGAAACCCAAAACGCCUGGAAAAAUCUCCUUGAGUGAUCUAAAGAAAUGUAAAAUGACGGCCAUAUUUUACGACACCUUCUUUAAUUUGGAGAAAUACUUGGACCACGAACAAAGAGAUCCGUUUGCGUCGCAAAGGGACCAUGACGUCGAUGGACAAGAGAUGUCUGAUUGGGACAGAUAUGCAGCUGAAGAAUACGAACUCCUUGUUGCCGAAGAAGGUGGAAACGAUCAACCGGAUAGUUUCUCAUUCGAUGAAGGCAAUGAAGACGAUCUCCUCUCCCACCACUUAGAUGGCGCUUUAGAAGACGAAGACGACGAACCUGCUGAAUUGUCCGAGGACAGCGACUGUAGUAUUUAGCAUAAUUGGACGCAAGUCUAGUUUUAUCUGUUUUACUAGUCUUUGAAUAGUAACACGCAGUUAGUCUGUACGAGGCGACAUUUCAUCGUUGCAUGUGUCGGUUGUUAACGAGAUUAUGUCAAACGUUAAAUACGUCAUGUAAGUUCGGAAAGAUUUGUGAUACUCUAAAUCGAUGUGCGAUGUUAUCGUUUUAUUGAGAUUGUUGACUGGAAUGUUUGAUGAAAGGCAAUCAACACUGCGAGCGUUUUUAUAUUCUGUAAUAAUUAUAAAGUUUUGCUAAGCGUUUUCAGAGUUUAAAUUUUUGUGCAACGAAACAUGUUAUUAUCAGCUUUAACCAAUCUUUUGUAGCCUUUUUUUUUAAUAUUUAAAAAGUUUGUUUUAACAUAUUUUGCACGUUUAACUGUCUGUGAUAUUAUUAGUUUUACUAGUACUCGAAAAUUAAAGUGGGUAUUCUGCACUUCUUCAGAAUUUAAUAUAUUAACGGGUAAGACGUUGUAAGAUUAUCCAUCUUGUGACACGUCAUCCAUAAACUUGUAUUUUUAACACUGUUAUCGAUGACGUGCAUUGAAAAUUACAUCAAACCUGUUAAACAGUCUCAAAUAUAUCUAUAUGAAAACUUAGAGGGUGUCAUUGAGAAGUAUUGUGCUGUAUUUCGACAAUUGCUUAUUGCGUAGGAUCGACGACGUCAUCAAUAACCAUGUUACACGUCAUUUCAUUGUAAAUAAAUGUAAUGGGAGUGACUAAAACAGUGUUUUUACGUUAAAUACAAAUCUUGAUAAAAAAAAGCAUUGAAAGAAAACCCCGGAAAAAAGACCUCAAUACACUCCCAAAUAAAUGCAUAGG
Psylliodes chrysocephalus is the source of this 3967-nucleotide messenger RNA. Lineage: Eukaryota; Metazoa; Arthropoda; Insecta; Coleoptera; Chrysomelidae. The record is from the annotation of a GenBank genome assembly.